AUGAUUUUUGACAUGUUUAUAAACCUCAAUGCUGGUAGUUGUGCUCCAAUUUCAAUUGGAAUGUUGCCAUUGAAGAAAUUGCAGGAGAUUUCUAAAUGUGACAAACGCGUUUGUGAAGCAAAUGAUGUGGAUUUUCCUGGGCGAAAUGUUACGAAUGAAGAAAUAAAGGUUGCUCUUUUUGACAUAGCACCUUUUAAAGCCCCUGGUAGUGAUGGGUUUCAAGCUAGUUUUUUUCAGAAUCAAUUGGAUACUACCGGAGAGGACAUAUGUGGUUGGGUUAAAAAUGUCUUCAAUGGUGGCAUCAUUGAUCCUGAGUUUAAUAACACUCUUAUUGUGUUAAUUCCAAAGGUGCAGAAUCCAAAUAAUUUCUCUCAAUUCAGGCCGAUCAGUCUUUGUUCUGUGCUGUACAAGUUAGUCAUGAAGAUUAUUUCUAAUAGAAUUAAGAUCAUCUUUUCGAAGAUCAUUGGCCAAGAGCAAGCAGGUUUCAUUACUGGACGAAGCAUUAUUGACAAUGUCAUAAUCGCUCAGGAAGUCUUGCACUCUAUGAGAGUUAAGAAGAGUCUCCAGUGGAUGGCUAUUAAGAUUGAUCUGGAAAAGGCGUAUGAUAGGGUUAGAUGGGACUUUGUGGAGGCUUCGCUCAUCGCAACAGGUAUUCCUUCUCAUUUGAUUAAAGUUAUUAUGAAUGCUAUCAUGCUUUCUUCUAUGCAGGUUCUAUGGAAUGGUGUGCCAACUCAGAAGUUUAAGCUGGUAAGGGGUAUUCGCCAAGGGUGUCCCUUGUCUCCAUAUCUUUUUGUUUUAUGCAUGGAGUGGUUGGGUUAUAGAUUUCAUGGAAGCAUCUUAGCAAGGGAAUGGAGUCCUAUUCGGCUUUCGUAUUCUGGACUGAGUCUUUCGCAUUUGUUUUUUGCUUAUGAUUUGGUGGUCUUUGGCAGAGCUGACGUGGUGCACAGUGGUCUCCUUACAAAGUUUCUUAGUAAUUUUUGCGAGAUUUCUGGUCACAAAGUUAAUGCUAGGAAAACAAAAGUGUUCUUUUCUAUGGGGGUUAAUAUAUCUUCAAGAAAUGAGAUCAAGGACAUACUUGGUUUUCAAAAAGUCAAUAACUUAGGUCAUAUCUCGGGGUUCCACUUUUUCAUAGAAGAGUUACCAAGAGGAGUCUGUGACGCCAUUGAAGGUCUAACAAGACAAUUCAUUUGGGGCGUCGUGGAAGGCAAAAGGAAGAUAGCUUUAGUUAAAUGGGAAGACCUCUGUCAGCCUAAAGUUAAUGGAGGUCUUGGUUUUCGUCGAUUGAGUGAUCAGAAUAGUGCUUUUAUGAUGAAACUUAGAUACAAUCUUAUUUACAAAACUGGAACUCUUUGGGUUCAGGUUCUCAGAGGUAAGUAUGAAAUGAAGGAUACUAUGCCUGACUCUAUAAUGAGGAGUAGUUGUUCUUAUAUGUGGAGAGCUGUUGCCAGAGUAUGGCCCUUGUUGCAUAGCUUUAUGAUGUGGCCCAUUGGUAAUGGUAAGACUGUUCGGUGUUGGGAGGAUUGUUGGGUUUCUAAUAAAGGACCCCUCAAAAACUAUGUUUCGGGGCAUGGCUUUUUUGAUCCUAAGACCACUGUUACUGAGAUGGUUUUGCCUAAUGGGGAGUGGAAUCUUUCCCUUUUUAGAUUGUGGUUACCUGAAGAUGUGGUGAAGCGCAUCAUUAGCAUUCUGCCUCCCAUGAUUCAGGUUGGGUUGGAUAGUCUCUCUUGGUCAAGAACGACGUCUAGAGUUAGUUUUUUCUGUGAAGAGUGCUUAUUAUGCUUUGAAAGAGGAAUCUUGGCAUCCGCAAGAGAUGAAAUGGAGAAAGAUUUGGAAAAUUCCAGUUGGGCAAAGCAUUUUCUUUACACCUUCAAUGAAGGGAUGGAUUCGCAGCAAAAGCAGCUUCCAAUUCAUCAGAACUCAGGUAUGUGUGUAGUUCUUAAUACUGAUGGUGUUGUUCACUCUGUGUCCGGUCUUUCUGCUGAUAAUCUCGCAAAUGUGAUCUCGAUCACUGAAAGCAAGGCUGGUGGUUCAAAAAAUGCACUUAUUAAGAGGAUACAACAAAUUCUGGUGUCAGAAGAAAAUUGGUUCUUGACUUAUGUUCCCAGAGAAACCAAUCGGGUUGUUGAUGCUUUGGCUAAAAUAUCACUGUCAAGUGGUUACUCCUUGCUUAUUUUUGAGUCACCUCCUACCAGGAUUAAAUAUAUUUUGCAGGAAGAUAAUUUUACUGAUAACUCCCCCAUGAAUCAUCCUAUGUAA
This is a messenger RNA of Gossypium arboreum, 2256 nucleotides long. RefSeq lists its product as uncharacterized. The transcript is spliced from 5 exons. The record is from RefSeq and is a predicted model, not a curated record. NCBI's taxonomy places the organism in Eukaryota, Viridiplantae, Streptophyta, Magnoliopsida, Malvales, Malvaceae. The coding region runs from base 1 to 2256 and encodes 751 amino acids.